AUGGUGUUUCGUUCAGUAAUAUACGUAGGCUUGCUUUUGCUCGCAACGCUCGCGGCCUUAACCCUAGCCCAAAGCAAUCCGUACGAUGCGAACUACAGGUUCCAGACCCGACCACCGCUUCCGGAUCCAUCCGUUAUGCCAACAUUAGCCAACGGCCAGAUUGGGUUUGUGGCCUACGGUGAGUACGUGCACAUGAACGGCGUGUACAACGGGUUGGGUGGAAAAUCGCACCGCGCUCGCAUACCGAACUUCGGCAACAUCCAGCUGACGAACUGUUCGCCCUCAUCCGGUGCUGGUGUGUCACAGACCUGCACCUACCAGCUGAACAUGCGCACCGGGAAGUUUGUGACGGUGGACGAACCGAGUGACUACCGGGUAGUGCACGAAAUGUACCCCCAUCGGUACUACGACUCGAUCCUCGUGAACCGUGUUCGUCUGCAGCGCCUCAGUUCGCAAGGUGUGAUCCAGGCACGGUUGCUGCAGAUUCCUGGCCAACAACGGGAGGACUUCAGCUGGACACCGAGCCGGGAUAUUGUGAUGAACAGUCAGGUGUACACGCAGCAUUGUGGCGUGACGGUGCAGAUCGAGGAAGCGAACUUGCAGACCUUCGGACAUAACGUUUGCGUCACCUACUCGAGCGUGCCGGAGUAUGUCGAAAUUCAACCGGAAACGAUGGCGCAAGAGUUCAUGUUCUAUGCCGCUUUUACGAUGGAUGAGGAGGAAGGUACUCGUCUUAUUGCGAGCAUCUCCGGCAUGUCGAAUGCGCAGGAGGAAUCGCUGCAUAUGGCGGAAAUGGACAAGCUGUGGAACCGGUACGGCAUUACGGUGGAAGGAAACCAUGAUCUCGAUCGUGUAGUGAAGGCGAGUGCAUUCUACCUGUUCAGUUCGCUUCCGGCGCACAAUGUGGCCCAAACGGGGGGCAAGUAUCCUUUCUACGGGCUCGCUCCUGCAGGACUUGGACGUGGUGGCAUUGUGGAGCAGGAAUACCAAGGCCAUAGCUUCUGGGACACGGAAAUCUGGAUGUAUCCGGGCAUUCUGCUGAUGGAUCCGGCCAAUGCCGCUAAUAUCCUGCACCAUCGCAACACCGUCAGUGUUGGUGCGCGUAUGAACGCUCUCAUGAACGGAUACCGUGGGAUGCAGUUUCCCUGGGAGUCGGCGUUUACCGGUACCGAGGUAACACCGGACUGUUGCCCGGAGGUGGUCAACUUCCAGCAUCACAUUACGGCCGAUAUUGCGUUUGCGGCCAGGCAGUACUAUUACGCCACUGGUGACAUGGAAUGGUUUAGGUUGGAAGCGUGCAGACUCGCUACGGAAACGGCGCUGUUCUGGCUCGAUCGAGCUGUGUACAAUAACGCCACCGAUAUGUACGACAUCCUGAACGCUAUGGGUCCGGACGAGGAUCACCCGGACGUGUCGAAUAAUGCGUUCACGAACAUAAUGGCUGCACAUAACCUGUUCUUCGGUGAGUUUGCCGCGUGCUCUUGCCAGGAUAACUCGAUCGACGAAGCCACGCGUAAGGAGAUGCUACAGGUUGCGAGAAGUCUAACGCUGCUGUACGACAGUGAGGACGAUUUCCAUCCGCAGUUCGAUGGCUACCAGAAGGGCACGCCGAUCAAGCAAGCCGACACCGUGCUCUUGAUUUACCCGUUGCAGUAUCCGAUGAACAUGACGACGAAGGUGAACAAUCUGCGCAUUUACUCCGAGGUAACGCGUGAAAACGGCCCGGCAAUGACUUGGGCCAUCCACACGAUCGGCCACUUGGAGCUUAAUCAGCUAUCAGAGGCAGCCGCCAUGUUUGAUAAGAGUUACAGGCAGUAUCUGCGUGAACCGUUCCAUGUGUGGAGUGAAAAUGGCAACAAUGAGCCAGGGGCUGGUAACUUUAUCACCGGCGCUGGGGGGUUCCUACAGUCCAUUAUCAAUGGGUACGCGGGUGUGCGGCUGCAUCAGGAUCGUCUGGACAUUCGGAACGCUCGUCCAACACCGAACACCAGCGUGCUGCACAUCCCGACCAUCGAAUAUCGUGGUUUGCAGCUCUCGCUGGCUGUGAGAGCGAAUGCAUUUACCAUUACGAUACAAACGGUUGCCGAGGGUUUGAAGCUGCUGGUCGACGAGAAGGAAGAGAACAUUUGCGCCAAUUGUCAAUAUAAUGGUACCUCCGCUUCCAUCCAAGUGACAACGGAUCAAACGUUCAACGGGUGUAGGCUGAGACCGACUACUCUCGGCGUAAAGGUUGCUGAUCAAACAGGCGCAGCGUCAGUGAUGCAAUCCUCGAUGAUGGCAUUCUUGUCUCUGGUCGUGUGCUUCCUGUUACGCCAGAUGUUCUGAACGUAGAUGUUGAAUAGAUUAUUGAUACGCUAUUGAUAGGUUUUCGUGUUAUAAGUUUCAG
This is a messenger RNA of Anopheles nili, 2386 nucleotides long. Its product is annotated as protein-glucosylgalactosylhydroxylysine glucosidase-like. The record is from RefSeq and is a predicted model, not a curated record. Gene Ontology annotation, biological process: carbohydrate metabolic process. The transcript is spliced from 3 exons. The coding region runs from base 1 to 2325 and encodes 774 amino acids. Lineage: Eukaryota; Metazoa; Arthropoda; Insecta; Diptera; Culicidae. Gene Ontology annotation, molecular function: catalytic activity.